Messenger RNA from Suncus etruscus (white-toothed pygmy shrew), 1411 nucleotides. It is a transcript of the gene ZBTB25, whose product is annotated as zinc finger and BTB domain containing 25. Lineage: Eukaryota; Metazoa; Chordata; Mammalia; Eulipotyphla; Soricidae. Gene Ontology annotation, cellular component: nucleus. Gene Ontology annotation, biological process: regulation of transcription by RNA polymerase II. The transcript is spliced from 3 exons. The coding region runs from base 49 to 1356 and encodes 435 amino acids. The record is from RefSeq and is a predicted model, not a curated record. Gene Ontology annotation, molecular function: protein binding; DNA-binding transcription factor activity, RNA polymerase II-specific; RNA polymerase II cis-regulatory region sequence-specific DNA binding.
GUCAUAGCCUCAGCCCACAAUUUUGAGUACUUUAAUUAAAGAGCCAUAAUGGACACAGCCAGCCACAGCUUGGUCCUUCUGCAGCAAUUGAACAUGCAACGAGAAUUUGGUUUUCUGUGUGAUUGCACAGUUGCUAUUGGAGAUGUUUACUUUAAAGCCCAUCGAGCCGUGCUUGCUGCUUUUUCUAACUAUUUCAAGAUGAUAUUUAUCCAUCAAACAAGUGAAUGCAUAAAAAUACAACCAACUGACAUCCAACCUGACAUAUUCAGCUACUUGUUGCACAUUAUGUACACGGGGAAAGGACCAAAACAGAUCGUGGAUCAUAGUCGUUUGGAAGAAGGGAUUCGAUUUCUUCACGCAGACUACCUUUCUCAUAUUGCAACUGAAAUGAAUCAAGUGUUCUCCCCGGAGACCGUGCAGUCCUCUAAUUUGUACGGCAUUCAGAUCUCCACAACCCAAAAGACACCCAUCAAACAAGGGCUGGAAGUCAAAGAUCCUCCUCCCGCUAACAGCGGAAACAGAGCCGCUGUCCAGGGCGAUCACCCCCAGCUGCAGCUGUCUCUGGCGAUCGGGUUGGAUGACGGCGCUUCGGGGCAGCAGCGGGCCCACGCAGCCACCCAGGCCUUGGAGGAGCAUCAGAAGUCCCCAGUGUCCAUCAAACAGGAGAGAUGUGACCCAGACUCGGGGAUCUCCCAAAGCCAUGUUUCUCCCUCGUCAGAGGUGACAGGCCCCACCUUCACUGACAGCAGCAUCAAAGUACACCUCUGCCAUUACUGUGGAGAACGGUUUGAUUCCCGUGGUGACCUAAGACAGCACCUCCAUACCCACGUGUCCGGAUCCCUCCCGUUUGGAGUCCCCGCUUCCAUUCUGGAAAGCAAUGACCUGGGCGAAGUGCACCCGCUCAGUGAAAUUAGUGAGGCCCUUGAGUGCCGCAGGCUCAGCUCCUUCAUGGUCAAGGAGAACGAACAGCAGCCUGACCACUCGCACCGGGGUAACCCAGAGCCUUUGCAGAUCAGUCAGGUGUCUUUGAUCUCCAAAGACACUGAGCCCGUGGAACUAAACUGCAAUUUUUCUUUCUCAAGAAAACGAAAAAUCAGCUGUACCAUCUGUGGUCAUAAAUUUCUCCGAAAGAGCCAAUUGUUGGAACACAUGUAUACACACAAAGGUAAAUCCUACAGAUACAAUCGAUACCAAAGGUUCGGUAAUGCAUUAGCCCCCCGGUGUCAGCCCUACUGUGACAGUUGGUCCGAUGUCUCCUUGAAAAGUUCUCACUUAUCGCAAGAACAGCUAGACUCCUCUUGUGCCUUAGAGACAGAGCCCACGCAAGAAAACGUGGACACAAUCUUAGUUGAGUAACAGUUUAUGUAGCAGUUUUUAUAUCAACUCUGAAAAAACACAUGCCUUUUCUAAA